This is a messenger RNA of Penaeus chinensis, 1610 nucleotides long. RefSeq lists its product as uncharacterized. Gene Ontology annotation, molecular function: protein binding. The transcript has 5 exons. The record is from RefSeq and is a predicted model, not a curated record. The coding region runs from base 29 to 1534 and encodes 501 amino acids. NCBI's taxonomy places the organism in Eukaryota, Metazoa, Arthropoda, Malacostraca, Decapoda, Penaeidae.
CGUCUUUGGGCCAAGGCCCACGCUUGCGAUGGCGCUGCUCCACCGGUUUGUGAAGCUCAACGACCGGGGCAACACCCACGUCUUCAGCUUCGUGGUGACCCGCAGCGUGACCCGGGACCUGCACCGCGACGUGACCAGCAAGGAGCUCACGUAUGGCUACCAGCGGUGGGCCAUCACGUUCUCGCGCUCGGAGAAGGUGCUGGGCGUGUACUUGGUGUGGCGUAACCCGUGCGAGGGGAUGCGCGUCUACAUCGACUUCACCUUCACCUUACUCAACCGAGAGCACUUCAGCACCAACGAGGCGUUCACGGGCAAGCAGGUCAAGUUUACCUUCGACUCGCCGGCGCAGGGCAACAGGCGGCUCAUCAACAUGGAGGACCUGUACUCGCGCAACUUCACGGACGAGAACGGCGAGUUCCAGCUGGAGCUGACAGUGGCCAACAUCCGCACGGUGUUCGAGGCGGAGCUGCGCGUGCCGCCGCCCAUCAACGGCGGCGUCGCCAACCGGAAGGAGAACCGCUUCGAGUCGCCCUACUUCCACUUCGGCCACUACGACUGGCACGUCUCCGUCACCAGCUCGUCGGGGCUAGAUGGGCGGCCGUCCGUGCAGCUGCGGCGCCUCACCGGCUUCGACCACCAGUGCCGCGUGCGGUACCUGAUGGUGGUGGGCGAAGGCGAGCGGCGGGCCGACUCGGGCAUCCUGGACCAGUUGUCGGACCACGAGGGCCGCACGCCGGGCUGGUCGCCGGCCCGCACACGCCUGCACGACCUGGUGCACAAGGGCGUGCUCAGGCUGUACCUGGAGAUGAUCCUGGCCAACACGACGAGCGAGGUGCGGCUGCAGCCCCUCGCGGCCAACACGACACCUGUGCAGUGCUAUGAUCGCGACAAGCAGGCCUGGGCGCUCGAGCCGGACCUGCACUCCGACAUGUUCCGCCUCAGGCUCGUCUACAACGACGUCCACAACGUACCCAGGAACCAUCUCAGAUACGUGUGCUGGAACGCCUACCUGCUUCGCCGAGCUUCCCGUGGUUACCUGGAGUCUGUCUGCCUUACCAAUGGACCCUUCAGCAACUACUACGCCCAGGAGAGCACUGACGAUGGAAUUAUGAUGGAAUCCGACGUUACUGUCAAAGAGGUAUUUGAAGGUCCCAGUUCCUACUUGGACGAGCGGAAGGAGCUGACGGUGCAGAUCGAGUGGGUAGAGUCCUUGUUGCUCUUCCAGGCCACCUAUCACAAGUACGACGAUGUGACUCGCAUGCACAACUACCAGAUGAGGAGGGAGAUCAGCGCACUCGAGGCAGAGAACUUCAGUUUAGAGCGACAAUUAUUCAGCUACCAGAAAUCGAUUGCUUACGCUCACUCGCGGGGCGCGGUUGUAGACGAUCCUACAGAACCCAACGACUAUCCCCACGAGAACUACUCCAACGGCAAGAGAGACUACGAUACCAGAGAUUACUCCACGCGGGACUACGACUACGCAUACAAUGAUCUGCCAGAAAGGUCGUUUUCUACAGAUACUGAGUACGCGUGAAAACGCCUUAAUCACCUGAACUAUCUGGUGAAAAGAGUCAGUGAUGCUUUACGAGAUAUUCGCAAUGUAUGGGAAG